Linum tenue is the source of this 2700-nucleotide messenger RNA. The record is from the annotation of a GenBank genome assembly. Lineage: Eukaryota; Viridiplantae; Streptophyta; Magnoliopsida; Malpighiales; Linaceae.
CGUUUUUCUCACCCGGACAAUGUCAAAGUGAUGGUCGUAACAAUUUGCGCGCGGGCGCGUUUCCUCUUCCUCUCUCCCAAUUCCUUCCACCAGACUGAGAGACACGAAGAAACUCGAACGAAAACAGUAAGAGAGUGGGCCAAGUAAACAUCACCGGACUUAACAAUGCGAACCAGGAGGCAGACAGAGAAGGAACCUACUUCUCCUCCCCCUCCCCCUCCCGCUUCUUCAGCUGCAAAAGGCAGUGCCAACAACCACGAUGCAGAAGGCCGGAGUAUUGCUGACUCGUCAAGGAACGCAGUUAACAGAGUCAUACGACGUGUCAAUGCUCGAGGUUCAUUGCGGACAAAGAAAGAAUUGCAGCAAGAUAAGGGGUCGAAAAGCAAAGAUAAACACAUCAUUGAUGCAAAGGUUACAUGGAAUGAAGUGGAUGCACUGCGUUCUGCAAAGGUACAGAAGGAAAGUGAUGGCGGGGACAUUGGUGCCUCUAGUUGCCCUCUUCAAAACAGCGACGAUGACAUCGACUGGGAAGAUGGUUCUACUUCUGCUGCGGAACCUGUAAUAACUCGUUCCAAACCAGGUGAUGGUACCAAAACACUGAUUAUCGAAUUUGGGACGUCACCUUAUUCUGCCAGCCGAAAGCCUUCCCGUCGAGCUACUGCUGAAGAAAAGGAGUUGGCUGAACUCGUGCAUCGGGCACAUUUGCUUUGUUUGCUUGCAAGGGGCAUAGUAGUUGAUAGUGCUUGUGAUGAUCCUCUUCUUCAGGCUUCGUUAGUAUCCCUUCUACCAACUUACUUGUUGAAGAUACCAGAGCUCUCAAAAGUUACUGCCAAGGCUUUGGCUCCUAUUUUUCAUAGCAAUUUCCAUGUCAAGAGUGCAGCCAGCAAAAAUCACUCAUUUUCUUCAGCUUUGGCUUUUGCUCUUGAAAAUCGUGAAGGAUCUGCAGAGGAGCAUGGCACAACUGUUAUUCUGAAGGCUGUACUCGACAUGGAUUCCUUGAGAAUUACUGGUUCAUACUUGAAGUCAUAUUGUCAUAAAGAUGCUGUUUUCCACAGGUUUGUGUCUAUUCUGGAUGUUGCCUCCAUAAAACCUGAUGUUGAUGACUGUGAAUCCUCAAGUCAUAGUGCCAGCAGAGUGCGCCGUGGAAUAUUUAAUUCUUCAACGCCUAUGGUGGACAGACUGCAGGAAAUCUCUAUUUCUCCUAAUGCAUGUGAAUCUUCAUCUAAAGGCUUGUCCAAAAGUAAAGAAACGCAUGCAACGCAGAAGAAAAUUGAUUUUCUUGGUCCUGAUGAACUUAAAGUUGGACCGGGAGACUCAUUACCAAGUGAGCCACAAUGUAAUUCUCUUGUACCCAAUACUGAGAAGUUCCAAGGGUCAAAGCGGAAAAGUGAUAUUGAGUUUGAGAUGCAAUUGCAAAUGGCUCUCUCUGCGACCGCAGUUGCCGAUCCUAAAAGUAGUGUGGUACAGGAUGCUACAAGUCCUAAUACAGACUGUUGUGAAGUCCUCCCUUCACCCAAACGAGUAAGAAGAGUUGAAAUUGAUCGAUCUAUGCCUAUCUCUACUGCAAUCGGCUCGAGAAAAAUGGGAUCCCCACUUUACUGGGCAGAAAUAUAUUGCACAGAAGAAAACUUGGCAGGAAAAUGGGUGCAUGUGGAUGCUAUAAAUGCGAUCAUAGAUGGAGAACAUCAGGUUGAAGCUGCGGCAACUGCAUGCAAAACAUCUCUAAGAUAUGCAGUUGCAUUUGCUGGGCGAGGGGCGAAAGACGUGACCCGCAGGUAUUGUAUGAAAUGGCACAAAAUAGCAUCCCAAAGAGUUAAUUCUACUUGGUGGGAUACUGUGUUACGACCAUUGAGGGAGUUGGAAUCAGGGGCGACAGGAGCUCCAUUGCAAUUGGCAGAGAACGGUGAUGCUGUAGCCGGCCCCAAAGCUGAUCUACAACCUUCUUGGAUAAAUUCUUUUGUUGCCAGUAGAGACUCUUUAGAGGAUAUGGAGUUGGAGACUAGGGCGUUAACUGAGCCUCUUCCUACUAAUCAGCAAGCUUAUAGAAGACAUCAUUUAUAUGCAAUUGAGAGGUGGCUUACCAAGUUUCAGAUACUCCAUCCAAAAGGUCCUGUUCUUGGUUUUUGUUCUGGCAAUCCAGUUUAUCCUCGUGCCUGUGUCCAAACUCUCAAAACGAAAGAAAGAUGGUUGCGUGAAGGGCUGCAGGUCAAAGCCAAUGAGCUUCCAGCAAAGGUUCUGCUAGAAACCAAGAAGUUUCAAAAUAAAGUACAAUUCUCAGAAGGUGACGAUUGUAACUCUAAGGGAAACUUUGAACUUUAUGGAGAGUGGCAGUUGGAACCAUUGCAGCUACCUCCUGCUGUAAAUGGUAUUGUGCCAAAGAACGAACGGGGCCAAGUUGAUGUGUGGUCUGAGAAGUGCCUGCCACCAGGGACCGUGCACUUGAGGUUGCCAAGGGUAUUUAAUGUUGCCAAGAGGCUAGACAUUGACUAUGCCCCUGCUAUGGUUGGCUUUGAAUUCAGAAAUGGUAGAUCGGUCCCAAUUUAUGAUGGUAUUGUGGUUUGCACCGAGUUCAAGGAUGUUAUAUUGGAGGCCUAUGAUGAGGAAGAGGAUAGGAGGAAGGCAGAAGAGAAGAGGAGAGAUGAAGCAAUUGCUGUUUCAAGGUCGCAAACAACCAAUAAAACUCCCAGCCCAACCUCCCUA